AUGGCUCCCCCACCAUCUACCCUCUACACUCUCUCGUUCUUCAUAGCAACCCUCGCCACCCUUCUAGUCGCAUUUACUCUACGCCUUCUCGCUAUUAUACCCAAUGCAAGCACAAAAACGCGACCACUCCGGCGCAAGCGCCCACUCGCAACGCGGGUGCUAAUCGUGCUCGGAUCCGGGGGCCACACUCACGAAAUGCUAUGCCUACUCCGCGACCUCGACACAAGAAAGUACACACAUAGGACAUACGUAGUCAGCAGUGGCGACGCCUUCUCCGCACAACGCGCUGCGCAGUUUGAGCAGGAUUUGCAAGAUGCUGCGAGAAAGAGGGAGAAGGCGCAAGAAAAGGUGGUGAACGGACAAGACGCAGACGAGAGUGAUGGAAAAGCAACAAGACCAACGAUGCAAGUCACGGAUACAAACGGCCAGACACGUGUGCUGGAUACAACUAGAGGAGAUGAUAGCCCGGCAUGCAUAGGACCCCAUCAUUACAACAUAGCCAUCGUACCGCGUGCAAGGAAGAUCCAUCAGUCACUGCUUACAACACCGUUUUCCGCUCUGUACACCUUAUUCGCAUGCUUCACACCGCUCCUCGGCGCACCCCCGCCUCUCGCGGGCCAAGCACCCACAACCCCCUACGAAGUUGCAGCCGCCGACGUUCCCGACCUGAUCAUCACCAAUGGGCCAGCUACAGCCGUUAUCGUUAUUCUCGCAAGCCUCAUAUUGCGUUUCUUUAAUAUCAAAGGCGCAGAAAGCAGGCACAAGUGCAAAACUAUGUAU
This is a messenger RNA of Bipolaris sorokiniana ND90Pr, 780 nucleotides long. Its product is annotated as glycosyltransferase family 1 protein. Gene Ontology annotation, biological process: dolichol-linked oligosaccharide biosynthetic process. Gene Ontology annotation, cellular component: UDP-N-acetylglucosamine transferase complex. The record is from RefSeq and is a predicted model, not a curated record. The transcript has a single exon. The annotation marks the transcript as partial. NCBI's taxonomy places the organism in Eukaryota, Fungi, Ascomycota, Dothideomycetes, Pleosporales, Pleosporaceae.